Messenger RNA from Vicia villosa (hairy vetch), 2273 nucleotides. RefSeq names its product rust resistance kinase Lr10-like. The transcript is spliced from 2 exons. Lineage: Eukaryota; Viridiplantae; Streptophyta; Magnoliopsida; Fabales; Fabaceae. Gene Ontology annotation, molecular function: protein kinase activity; ATP binding; polysaccharide binding. The record is from RefSeq and is a predicted model, not a curated record. The coding region runs from base 154 to 1935 and encodes 593 amino acids. Gene Ontology annotation, biological process: protein phosphorylation.
AUCUCACGCUCAAUUACUCUCUCUCUCUAUUAUUUCUCUUCUUUCUUUAAUCUUCAUCUUCUUCAAUUGAUCAUUUUCCCCAUUAAAGAAACCUUAAUUUGAUUUGUAUGUUCCAACAAUAUUAUCUCCUCUAGUGUUGUAAUACGUUCUAAAAUGGGAAGCUGUUCAAAUAUGAUGGUAGUCAUGAUGCUAACAGUGGUUUGCAGCAGAGUUAAUGGUUGUAGCGGGAAGGAUUCCAGAUGCGGUCACCACGGCCCGCAUAUCCGAUUUCCAUUCUAUUUUAAAAAUAGUGAAACAGAACAUGGAUGUGGUUAUAAAGGCUUUGGUCUUACUUGUUCAAACGAACACAAAACUCUGAUUGAGCUUCCUUCACAAUCUGGUCCAAUUAUACUCCAAGUCAAAAGUAUAAAUUAUCAAGACCAAUAUCUAAUCGCAUGUGACCCUGAAAAUUGCUUUGCUGGAAAGCUUCUUAAACUCUACCGAUCACAAAUGUCUACUUUUCAGUUCUAUAAGGAACCUGAAGACACUUAUAAUAAAUACCGUUUCCUCAAUUGUACCUCAUUACCCUGCCAGGUUUAUGUUGUUCAGUCUAGCAGCAAUUUCCUUCGUUCGGGUUUUGAUCCAAUACUCUGCACCACAACUCCAGAUAUUAUUUCUUCACCGUACGUGCCGGUAGAGGAGGAUCAGAAUGAUUGCUUGGGUUUGACAUGGUCGAAACCCAAUUGUAGCAUGUGUGAAAUACAAGGCAAGAUUUGUAAACCCAAAAAUAACGGAACUGGAGACGAGAUAGAAUGUCUUGACCGUCAUCACAAACCAAUUAAGAAGAUACUUCUAUAUAUCACAGUUGCGUUAGUUGGUGCAGUUAUGACGAUGUUGAUUCUUAGGACAUGUUUGCGUCUCUAUAACUAUUUCAAAACAAAGAGUGAAGACGAGACUAGAAUUGAAAAGUUUUUAGAGGAUUAUCGGGCGCUCAAUCCCACGAGAUUCUCUUUUGCGGAUAUAAGGCGGAUUACAAAUAACUUUAGAGAAGAGUUAGGUGAAGGGGCUCAUGGCGCUGUAUUCAAAGGUAAAUUAUCGAAUGAAAUUCUGGUGGCUGUGAAGAUGCUAAAAAACACAGUGGGGGAUGGAAAAGAGUUUAUCAAUGAAGUGAAAGCUAUGGGAAAAAUUCAUCACAUUAAUAUAGUUCGUUUGGUUGGAUUCUGCGCGGAUGGAUCUUAUCGUGCUCUUGUUUAUAAUUUCUUUUCAAACGGCUCGUUACAAAACUUCAUAACCCAACCUAAAAACAUUGAUAAUUUUUUAGGUUGGAAAAUGCUAGAACAAAUAGCUCUUGGCAUAGCUAAAGGUAUUGAGUACCUUCACACGAGUUGUGAUCAACGAAUUCUUCACUUUGAUAUUAAUCCCCACAACGUGUUAUUAGACGACAAGUUUGUUCCAAAGAUUACAGAUUUUGGUUUGGCUAAAUUGUGUUCUAAAACUGAAAGCAUAGUUUCAGUAACUGCUGCGAGAGGGACUCUGGGUUACAUUGCGCCUGAAGUAUUUUCGAGGAACUUUGGAAAUGUAUCAUAUAAAGCUGACAUAUAUAGUUAUGGGAUGUUACUGCUUGAAAUGGUUGGAGAAAGAAAGAGUAUAAGUCAGUUUUCAGAGGAAAAUUUUAAAGUUUUGUAUCUAGAAUGGGUUCAGAAUUUUCUUGAAGGGCGCGAUAUGCAAUUGAAGAUUGAGAAAGCAGGAGAUGAUGUAAUUUUAAAGGUAGGAUUGUGGUGUAUUCAGUGGAAUCCGAUAAAUCGUCCAUCCAUAAAAGGUGUGCUACAAAUGUUAGAAGCUCAAGAAGAUGGAAAUUUGAUUGUGCCUCCAAACCCUUUCAACUCUACAAUUUUGAAAAAUGGUGAAAUCUCGAAAAAGUAUUCAACUUUAGAGUUAGAGUCUAUACAUGAAUGAGAUAAGAUAUGGUUGUCACAUUAGAAAAUAUCAGGUGCGACAAGAUUAACAUUUUAUAUAUUUUUUAGUUGCAGCGUUAAUCUUGAGGCAUUUAAAUAACACUACCUCAUUGGAGUAGAUGUAGUCUUUAAUGUUUUUUUUAUGACAUCUUCAUCAUCAACAAACAUUGAAUAACUGUAUUAGCAAGAUGAAAAUAAUCAGCAUGUUUGGUAUUCACAUUAGGGAAAGAAAUGGUGAAAAAAUGAAAAUAUGUCAUGUGAAGUGUUCAUGUAAAGUUCCCAAUAUUGUAUUACUAACUAGUUAGCAUUGAAUUGAUCAUGGUUGAAUGGAACAUAUUU